Molecule: messenger RNA, 2108 nt
Organism: Hibiscus syriacus
Lineage: Eukaryota; Viridiplantae; Streptophyta; Magnoliopsida; Malvales; Malvaceae
Exons: 14
Coding region: 66-1952 (628 amino acids)
Biological process (GO): RNA processing
Molecular function (GO): RNA binding; nucleotidyltransferase activity
Source: RefSeq, a predicted model, not a curated record
GGCCGGGCACCAGGGAGCAUACUGGCAACGACACUCAGACAUAAUACGGCCUAACUUAGAUACCCAUGUCUAUGUUUAUGAGAGCCAAAAAGUCCUUCUCCACUUCUCUCAAAUCCUUGACUCGCUUUCAGAGGUGCAACCACACCACGCUAGGCGAAAGAAGUUUGCAAGCUGAAUUAUAUUCUAAAAUGGCUCCAGCGGCUAAUCCCACUCUUCCAUCAAUUGAUGUAGUUGACACGUCAAAAUGGAAGAAAAUCCAAGCAAGCAAGGUGGGGAUAUCUUCCUCUAUGAUUUCGCAUCCACCAUGGAUUGUAUUAGAUACUCUUCAUAAAGGAGGUUUUGAGGCUUAUUUAGUUGGCGGCUGUGUUAGAGAUUUACUACUAAAUAGAAUACCUAAAGAUUUUGAUGUGAUAACCACUGCAAAUCUUGAGCAGAUAAGAAAGAAAUUUCGUCGAGCUGUGAUUGUUGGACGAAGAUUUCCAAUAUGCAUGGUGCAUGUAAAAGGUUCUAUAGUUGAGGUAUCAAGCUUUGAGACAGUUGCAAAACAUAAUAAAGGAAAAGAAAAAUCCUUACCAUCUUUAAUCCCAAAAAGAUGCGAUAAAAAAGACUUAAUCCGCUGGAGAAACAGCAGGGUUCGGGACUUCACUAUUAACAGCUUAUUUUUUGACCCUUUUACGUGUAACAUCUACGAUUACAACGAUGGAAUGUCAGACCUGAAGUUGUUAAAGCUACGGACGUUAAUCCCUGCCCAUGUGUCGUUUCAAGAGGACUGUGCAAGAAUUCUCCGGGGCUUAAGAAUUGCAUCUCGUCUGCACUUGUCAAUUUCAGAGGAUACUGAGAGAGCAAUGCACGAUCUUUCGGCCUCCAUUGAGGGAUUAGAUAAGGGCAGAUUAGUGAUGGAAAUGAACUACAUGCUGUCAUAUGGAGCUGCUGUGCCAUCCAUCUGCUUGCUCGGGAGAUUUAACCUCCUGAACAUUUUACUUCCAUUUCAGGCAGCAUACAUUAAUCUACAGAGAUCUGCCAAGAAUUCAAUGAUGCUGAUGAAACUAUUCUUCAAUUUGGAUAAGUUGGUUUCUUGUGAUCAUCCUGCCGAUAGCAGUCUAUGGGUUGGAUUGUUGAUGUUUCACCUGGCAUUGGUAAACAACCCUCAAGAUGCUCUUGUUGUCUGGACCUUUGCUUCUGUUCUAUAUCAUGGAAAUUGGAAGUCAGGCGUUGAAUUUGCAAGAGAACUCGGUAUAUCAGAAGUUAAAUUUGUUCCUGAAAUCUCAGGAUUUUCAGAAUCUAAAUCAGAUGAAGAUCUUGCCAAAGAAGUUGCCCAGUUUGCAUCUUUAGUGCAAGAUUCUGUAUGGACAUUAACAAAGACUAGUAAUCUGCUUGAAUCAAUGUCAAGAUAUCCGUUUUCUCCAUGCUCUGGUUUGGUGUUUAUACCAAAGAGUACUGCAAAGAACACUGCUAAACUUUUUGACCGGAUAGUAGAAGAUAUUAGAUUUUUUUCAAAAGGAAGAAGGAGAAAAAGUCCUGAGAUUAACUAUUACCUGCUUGGGAAAGGGGAUCCCUGCGAGACAAGAUAUGCGCUUGGCAAAAUUAUUUUAGAAACAAUGAAGGCUGGUCCCUGUGCAGAUGCAGCAGAGAUAAUCACUGACGAGAAAGACGGCCUACAACCUAAGUUAAGUGGUGAAAUUUUGACCAAUAAUCAAUCUCCAAUGAAGAAGGAUAAAAGACGUGCCCCAUCCUUAUCUAAUUCCGAUGGCAAGGGAAGGAUGCCGAAGAAGCAAAAACUGGCUGAGACAAACCAGAAUCCUUCUAAUUCAUAUUCUAAAAAGAACCGGAAAGUGGUCGCGAAAGAUGAGCUGCAUGGCCAAGAAGCAACAGAAGUUAAAGAAGACGAGCAAAAUUUCAAAUUCCAAGGUAAACUCAAUCCAAGGAAACAUAUCGGAGAAGAAAGCAGGUGAUUUACGGGGUCGGGCAGUGGUAAAAAGGAGUCGAAUAGCAAAACCACCAACUAAUUAAUGAUUUAAAUGCUGAAACACCAGAUUCCUCCAGAUGUAGCAAAGGGGAAAAGGGAAGAAGAAAAGGAACAUGAGAAGAGAGCAAGCACAAGUCUUAAA